Uncinocarpus reesii 1704 is the source of this 1056-nucleotide messenger RNA. RefSeq lists its product as uncharacterized. The record is from RefSeq and is a predicted model, not a curated record. NCBI's taxonomy places the organism in Eukaryota, Fungi, Ascomycota, Eurotiomycetes, Onygenales, Onygenaceae. The coding region runs from base 1 to 1056 and encodes 351 amino acids. The transcript has 2 exons.
AUGGGUCACAUUGCAAAUGCAGUGCACUGGCACUUGAGUCAUUCUUCAAUUGGACAGUCUGCAACUCCUCAAAUUGUGUUUUCAGACCUGUAUAGAGUUCAGAACAACAAAGAGUCAUACAUAUCAUUAACAUCUGAUCAGAUUCAUGAAAUUGAGUGCUUUCUCAAUGCAGAUGGGCUUUUGCAAAAACCUGAACCAAUCAGCAUCCCACCACCAGAUGAUGAAUCUAGACCAUCUGUCCAACUACUGUCCAACAGCAGCCCAACACAACACAAUAGCACAUCCCAGAAUCAACCCACAGAAUCUGAAGCAGAAUCUCCAGUUGUUGAUGCAGAGUCAAAGGCAUCUAGAAUCUAUGAGAGUGUUGUUCAGUCAAGACUCUCUAUGUCAGAGAAUGAAGCAUUGCCAGCAACCCAGAACAACUUGCUGACACAAAUUAGUUCUCAAAAUGAAAGAAGAGAAAAUAAUCAGAUUUCAGCAACACAAAAUCAGCAAGCUGAGAAUUUCAAGCUUUGUUCACAACAAGCACCUGACACUCCACUGUGCAAUGCAAGACAGCAGAAUAGUGAGCUUGAUGUUGGAUUGACAACUUCAAAUGCCCAACAACCACAAGCAACAAAUAUAUUGCUUUCAUACCAAUUCAAGACCUGUGAACUAACCAGACCUGAAACACCAUAUGAACACAUUCUGGGAGAUCUUGCUGUUUGGUGUGGUGUGGAAGAGCAAGACUUUUCUGGUGACUUUAAAAAUCAGGAAUUUAUUGAUGUUGUCAGUCUAUUGGAUUGGUGGGAUGCAGGAACUGAUGAGUUAUCAGCAUUUGCUGAGCAUGAGAUUCAGAUGUAUCUCUAUCACUGCCAGCACUGUGCUGAUCUUCAUGGUGGAAUGACUUCACCAUGGAUUGCCCCAAUGCUGUACUUGAUCACACAGCAGAUUCUUGCUCAGGAUCCAAUACUGUAUCUCCUUAAUUCUUACCAUUUGUGGAGCAGAAGGAAUGCAGCUUUCCUCAUUGGUCAAGAAUGUUCAGAGCUUGCAAAUUGUUACUAUCAUGAGUGUUGA